GAAACCCACCCACCCACCCUCACGCACCCCCUCAGUCCCACGCCUGUCGCCGUCUCCGUGGAAGAAGAAGAAGAAUCGUGCGCUUUUUUUUUUUUUUUUUCUCUUCUUUCUUUCUUCCUUCCCCCUUCUUCUUUACUUUUUUUCCCUUUGGGAAGUGAUUUUACGCCCAUCGCUGGGCAAGUCCCCUCGCCGGUGUUGCAACAUGGUGGCCCAAGUGUCACCCAAACGGCGCCGCACGUGAACCCCCAAACUCGGACGCGCGUGGAAUGACAGCAGCAUGCCGCCCAAGAAAAAGGGAGAGCGUCACGACUCGGACGCCGCUGAGGAAAGAAACGCCCAGGUGCAGUUGGAGAAAGCAAAGUACCGGCCUGUGGCUUUCGCCGUACGCUGCAACUUCUCCUACACGCCGGCAGAUGACGACAACGUGCCGGUGCCGGGCCAGGCGAUCACCUUUGAGGCCCGAGACUUCCUCCAUGUUAAAGAGAAAUUCAACAACGAAUGGUGGAUCGGGCGACCGGUGAAGGAGGACGGCGUGGUGGGCUUCAUCCCCAGUCCGGUCAACCUGGAGACCAUCCUGAUCAGGAGAGAAGUCCAGGCCAGGAAGGCGGCCAAGGCCUUAGCCAACAAAGCGUCAUCACAAGUGGCUCAAGAUAUGAAUUCAAAGAAAUACACGCCACCUUCGCAAGCCAAUCAGCAAGUGAAAAAGAAGCCGGGGGAACAGGUGUCCAUGUACGACGUGGUGCCCACCAUGCGCCCCGUGGUUCUCAUGGGGCCAUCACUGAAGGGCUUAGAGGUUACAGACAUGAUGCAAAAAGCUCUCUUUGACUUCUUGAAACAUCGUUUUGACGGCAGAAUCACAAUCACACGGGUGACAGCGGACAUCUCUCUGGCCAAACGCUCCAUAUUCAACAACCCUGGAAAAAAAGCAUUAAUUGACCGCACCAACACCCGCUCCAAUUUAGCCCAGAUCCAGGGGGAGGUGGAGCGCAUAUUUGAACUGGCCCGCAGCCUGCAGCUGGUGGUGCUGGAUGCGGACACCGUCAACCACCCUUUACAGGUGUCCAAGACCUCCCUAGCUCCCAUCCUCGUCUACGUCAAGAUUUCCUCUCCGAAGGUGUUGACCAGGCUGAUCAAGACCAGGGGAAAGUCUCAGACCAAACACCUCAAUGUCCAGCUGGUGGCUGCAGACAAGCUCGCCCAGUGUCCGCCGGAAAUGUUCGACGUUAUCUUGGACGAGAACCAGCUGCUGGACGCCUGCGAGCACAUCGCCGACUACUUGGAGUUGUACUGGAGGGCCACGCAUCCUCCUGAGAUGGAACCCACAAACGAUCUGGUGGCCCGCCUGGCCGAGAACACGCUGCCCACCAGUCCCACCGUCAGACCGGACGAGCAGAAGAGCAAGAAGUCGGCCGCGCCCAAGAGGAAGGGUCCCCGCGACAACCCUUCCGGCCAGGAGCCCGCCGCCUCUGCCCAGCAGCAGAAACCCGACGAGGGUCGAGGACAGGACGAUGACGAGGAGCAUAUCCUGAGCACAGAAAUCCAGCGAGGCCAGCACUCUCGCCACCAUCGUCACCACCAUCACCGCAGAACAGACGCCAGUCACACCCGGAGGCUUGACGAGGACGAGGACGAGGAGGAGGAUGGACGCUAUAACCAGCGGGACCAACACCAUCACCGCCAUCAUCAUCACCAUCAUCACCGCGACGACCACGACCACCACAGGCCUCGCCAGCAUUUUCUGCCGGACCACAACAACCACCAGGGCAGAGACGGAGAGCGAGAGAGGAGAGGAGGAGCCAGGGAGAGGGACAAGGACCGAGACAGAAACCCCAGGCUGGGCCACAGGGACUCGCAUUUACACUAGUUUCUCUUCUGACUUUAGACUAAAUGUGUGAAAAAUAGGAGCGACAAACAUUUAUUAUUGUACAUUUAAAAAAAAAAACAUUUUAAUAACAGUAACUUUUGAUCUAGUUUCGGUGCAAACAGAGCAGUUAUACAAAUAAAUCAAUCUCACUAGCACAA
Molecule: messenger RNA, 2022 nt
Organism: Phyllopteryx taeniolatus (common seadragon)
Lineage: Eukaryota; Metazoa; Chordata; Actinopteri; Syngnathiformes; Syngnathidae
Gene: cacnb2b
Product: calcium channel, voltage-dependent, beta 2b
Exons: 13
Coding region: 278-1864 (528 amino acids)
Biological process (GO): calcium ion transmembrane transport; chemical synaptic transmission; neuromuscular junction development
Cellular component (GO): voltage-gated calcium channel complex
Molecular function (GO): high voltage-gated calcium channel activity; protein binding
Source: RefSeq, a predicted model, not a curated record